AUGGGUUUCCUUUGGCAUUGCAAACAUGGUUCUUGGAGUGUUGCCCGGCUGCCUGGAAUUUUGGGAAGUUCUUCUGGCGAAGCUAUCCCUCGUAUAUUGAGGUGGACAGUUCCACUUGCACGGGCUCGUGAGUUCUUGACACGCAAUAUUUUCAACCAAUCUGCAGAAGAUCUGAAAUUGUGCAACCUAAAGCCAACUGAGGAAGAGAGGUCAGUUCUUGUGUUAGAUGCUAUGUUCUUGAAAGGAAAACGUAAAGUGGUCUUCGAGGAAACAACACAUGUUGGACAUAGGGAUUCCAAGUUGAAUGGAAAGAUUAGAAAGAUGUAUAGCGAGUUCUCAUUAUUCAAGUCCUAUGUUGAGCUUCAAUUUGCUGAAGUGUUAAGUGUCUUGUCUGAGUUGAAGAGUGUUUUGAGUUUGAAUGAUCAUCGCGCACAUGUGACGGAGGAUAUGCCUGAAAAUGUUUCGGCCGCAAAAGCUACCCAAAGUAUGCCCAAGAACUCUAAUGACGGGGCCGAUGACGCUGUGGAAAGACAUACAGCUGAUAAUGAAUCUGCUCUGCCAAUUUUGGAGCAGAUUCAAAAUGAUGGGAAUGAUGUUGAUAAGGAACCCGAAGAUGACUUUAAUUGUGAUACUGAGACGGUUGGUCAUGAAGAAGAAAUUAACAAGGUGUUUUAUUCAUUUACGAGGUCUCUGACGAGAAUGUUCAAACACCUGUUCAUUUUUUGA
Mercurialis annua (annual mercury) is the source of this 726-nucleotide messenger RNA. RefSeq lists its product as uncharacterized. The transcript has 4 exons. Lineage: Eukaryota; Viridiplantae; Streptophyta; Magnoliopsida; Malpighiales; Euphorbiaceae. Bases 1 to 726 code for a protein of 241 amino acids. The record is from RefSeq and is a predicted model, not a curated record.